AUGUCGUCCGACGGCGAGAGAAUUGCCGAGGCUCUGCGUCACGUCACGGGCGGAAAAGUCGACGGCGGGACUCUGGAGUACAUGACAGGGAUGCUGGAGGAAGAAGGCGUCGCGAGUCUGACGGUGAACUCCGCAUUCGACCUCAUCGGCGACUUCCUGCAAGAUGCCGGCGUCACAAACGGCGAGCACGAGGGCAAGGCGAUUUGCGAGAAGCUUCUGGCGCAGUUGAAGCCGCCCGCGAAAGCCACGACGAACGGGAAGAGUGUUGAAAACGCGAAGAGCCUGGACGACGGCGCCGACCUCGACGAUGACAAGCGAGCUGAUCCGGAGGAUUUGACGAAGAAGCCGCGAGACUUUGCGACGCCGAUGCGCCUUGGCGACAUGGCUGGGCACGCAGGGCGCUCGUUUGACGACCCUUUCCUCGGGCUGCAGCAAAGCACCGCGAAGGUCAACUACAACGCGCCCGUCCUCUACGGAACGGACCCUGAGGGCGCCGGUGCGGCCGCCUCCGCCGCGCAGCAGCAGCAGCGUCUGCAGCAGCAGCGCGAACGCCACCUAAGGCAACUCAAGGAGUGGGAGAAGAACAAGCCUCCCCUCCCGCCCCCCAAGAGGAAGCACGGAGACAAACAACUCAAGAAAAUGGGCGAGGGCAUUUUGGUGGACAACUUCUCCGUCGCAGUCGCUGGGCGGGAGUUGCUGAAGGACGCGCAGCUGAAGCUCAUGAAGGGUCGCCGCUACGGUCUCGUCGGAAGAAACGGUAUCGGAAAAAGUACUCUGCUGUCGGCGCUCGUUCGUCAAGAAAUCCAUGGCGUCGAUCCGGAUAUCGCGAUCGGCAUGGUGGAACAGGAACACCACUGGGGCUCGGAGACUGUGCUGGAAUCUGUGCUGGCGGUCGAUGAGGAUCGCCUCCGCCUCCUCGAGGAGGAGCAAGUGCUGCUCAAGCAAGAAGAUCAGUCUGAGAAAGUCGGUCGCCGUCUGGCAGUUAUCUACGAGCGGCUGCAAGAGAUCGACGCGGCGAACGCAGAGAAGACCGCUGUGACGAUUCUUCGCGGUCUCGGGUUCACUGAGGGCAUGCAACACGUGAAGGUGACCUCGCUGUCCGGAGGUUGGCGCAUGCGCGUGCUGCUUGCGCGCUGCCUGUUCAGCGCCCCCGACGUGCUGCUGCUGGAUGAGCCGACGAAUCACUUGGACCUCGAAGCCGUCCAGUGGCUCACCAACUACCUUGCCGUCGCCGACGGCCCCUGCGCAGACCAGGUCAUGCGCUGCGGAAAAGACAAAAUCGUCAUAGUCGUCUCACACGCCCGCGAAUUCCUCAACGACGUCUGCACAGAUAUGAUUCACUUCACAAACCAGAAUUUAACGUACUACAAAGGCGACUUUGACACGUUUGAGUCCGUGCGCGCGGCGCAGCUGCUUCAGCAGCAGCGCCAGGCUGAAGCGCAGCAGGCCAAAAUCAAGCACGUUCAGUCGUUCAUCGACAAAUUCCGAUACAAUGCCAAGCGCGCGUCUUUGGUGCAGAGUCGCAUCAAGCUGCUGAGCAAGCUGCCGAUGCUGGACAUGGUCGCGGAAGAUCCCUCGCUUCAUUUCAACUUCAAGGAGCCUGAGACCUGCGCGCCGCCGCUGCUGCAGGCUGAAGAAGUCUGGUUCAGCUACCCGGCCGCCCAGAAGGAGACGCUUGCGGAGGGUGAAGAGGCCGAGGCGGCGUUGGCGGAGUCCGCCGCCGCGACCGCAGCGCAAGGGAAGCUGAUUGUCCGCAACCUCAACCUGAACGUCGACAUGGAAUCGCGAAUCGCGCUGUGUGGCGUCAACGGCAGCGGAAAGAGCACCAUUUUGAAGCUGCUGGUCGGGAGCGAGCAGCCGACCAAGGGCAUGGUGCAUCGCAACGGCAAACUCCGCAUCGGCUACUUCACCCAGCAGCACGUCGACCAGCUCGACUUGACGCUGAACGCCGUUCAGUCGCUCCAAAUUCGACACCCCGAGGCGAAUCUGAAGGAUGAACAGGCGCGGACGUACCUGGGGCAGUUCGGAAUCAGCGGCCUGCUGGCGCUCGAGCCUCUCUACAUUCUCUCCGGAGGGCAAAAGAGUCGCGUCGCAAUCGCACUCAUGGCAUUCAACAACCCCCAUAUUUUGAUUCUCGAUGAGCCGACUAACCAUCUUGAUCUCGACGCUGUCCAGGCGUUGAUUGCGGCGCUGAACAACUUUAAGGGCGGCGUGCUGCUGGUGAGCCACGACAGCCACCUGCUGUCCUGCGUAGUCGAGGAGAUUUUCUACAUGGACGAGCAAGCGCAUAAGCUGCAGAAGUUCCACGGUGACUUCUUGAAGUACCGCAAGGAUCUCCUGAAGCGCGCGAAGGCCGCGGCCGCUGCGCAGGCGAACAGCCACAACUAG
Messenger RNA from Besnoitia besnoiti, 2388 nucleotides. Its product is annotated as ATP-binding cassette sub-family F member 1. The transcript is spliced from 15 exons. Gene Ontology annotation, molecular function: ATP hydrolysis activity; ATP binding. NCBI's taxonomy places the organism in Eukaryota, Apicomplexa, Conoidasida, Eucoccidiorida, Sarcocystidae. The record is from RefSeq and is a predicted model, not a curated record. Bases 1 to 2388 code for a protein of 795 amino acids.